Phacochoerus africanus (Common warthog) is the source of this 3735-nucleotide messenger RNA. RefSeq names its product zinc finger protein 596 (gene ZNF596). The coding region runs from base 1884 to 3479 and encodes 531 amino acids. Gene Ontology annotation, biological process: regulation of transcription by RNA polymerase II. The record is from RefSeq and is a predicted model, not a curated record. Gene Ontology annotation, molecular function: DNA-binding transcription factor activity, RNA polymerase II-specific; RNA polymerase II transcription regulatory region sequence-specific DNA binding. Gene Ontology annotation, cellular component: nucleus. Lineage: Eukaryota; Metazoa; Chordata; Mammalia; Artiodactyla; Suidae. The transcript has 8 exons.
GUUUAUUUUAAUAUGUAUUAUGGAAAAGAAAAGUUAAAUGCAUUUAUUAAAUGUGAUUAAAACCAUGAAGAAGAACUUGCCCUUGCUCAGGAGCAUGAAAUAUGAUCGGAAUCUUUAGGGGCAGGGGUGAGAAAUGGCAGACCUUGCCGCUAUCCAUUCCAGACCAGCCCAUGCCUGUGAGGCCAGUAGCAGUUACUUGCUCCUGUUCACCCCUCUGCCUGCCCCCAAAUGCACCCACACAGUCAAAAGGCAGCUGGUAGGGAGAGACCACGACUUUUGUAACUAAGCACAGAGCAAAGAUUUCUCCAAUAAGAAGGCGGUACUUGGCUCUGGGAAGGGAGUUUGGAGGAGAGAGCAAUGCGGUUUGCGUGUUAAGGAGUAGAAGAGAGCCUGGGAGGCUCAGGCAUAGGAGGAAAGGAGGACUCUGCCUGUCUCUACCUAGUGCUCCUGUGCUCAGCAGGUAAUAGAAGACAUGGUGAGGACUGUGAUGUGAAAGGGAGGGUCGCCCCAAUUCUCAGUGCCGUAUCUGUGGGGGUGAUGUGUGAGCUUUACAGGAAAGAAGGGUGUAUGAGUAAAGGGCAGAGAGACGUAGCUGUUGGUCUCCAUGUGCGAGUUCAUUGUCCCUGUCCCUUGAUAGCUCAGCAGACCGCAAAGGGCCAUUUUUUCCAAAUGUUGAUAUUUCCCUACAUGUGGGGUUGUGUCAAGCAAGGGGAUGAGUUAUUUGAAGACCUGCGGGGCACAUUCUCAACACUCAGGAGUGACUUCUUGUCUGAUAAAAACACUCAGAGGAGGAAGAAGAUGAGAAGUCAGGACUUAAUCUAUUUCUGGAAAUAGACUAUCUGUUGAUUGUUCUGUCCUCUCCUUCCUGAAAUGCCGUUUUUAGGACAUGCUAAAGUCUUACUCUCAAAUAUCCUGCCUCACACAUUUCCGUACCCAUGGCCUCUCCUGUCUCCAGACCUAUCCCAUCUCCCCGUCAACCAGUGGCAUGGAAUUUAUGAAGGGAGAAAUGCUGCAUGCCCAGACACUGAUUAGAGACAAGGACUGGGCACCAUGGUCCCAGUAUGGAUUGCGUAGGGACCAGACCUGGAGACCAAGAUUAAGGACACUGCGCUCAUCAGUACCGAAUUAAUGUCAGGAGGACCUAAAAAAACCAUCGAAAAGAAUAUCAGUAAGAGGAAAGGUGUCUACCUAAUUGUGUAAUGGAUUUGAAUCGGUGUAUUUGGCCUCAAAAUAUUAAUGAUAUGUGGUAGAAGGGACACAUUAGAAACAUAGCCAUUGACAAAUUAAGGUGGCCUUUCAUCCACAUCAUGGGGUAUAUUUUGUUCUAUAAUUGUUUAAAAAUAGAAUCAACCCAAAUGUCUCACAGUAAAAGAACUUUAACAUUAUUCGCAGCACAUCUAUCCCAGGGAGACCUUAGUGUUCAUGGAUUUAUAGAAUUGGCUUCUCUGCAGAUAUUUGAAGAUUCCUCCUCUUUGGGAUUUACCUAUUGACAAGGAAAGGAUGUCCCUAAGGAGACAUUUCUUGAUGGCUUUAUCUUGAUUGGGACCCCUGUUAAUCAGAUUUGUCCUUUGGAUUACAACACUGAUGAGGUUGUCAACGGCAUUAAGAGAGAGUUCACCAUCAGAAGGAUGCAUUUCCUGGAAAGAGAAAGAAGCUCUGAACUCUGGAAUGUUGUGGCAGCAUCCUCAUUUAGAAAAAGUAAUGGAAGAAAUUGAAGCAUCUGAAUAAAUACGUGAGCAUACCUGGGCAGUGUGUGUACACAGACAAGGUUGAAGGAGUGGGAUGCAGUCUGGAGAUCUUCCAGCAAUGCUGUUUGAGAAGUUCUUGGCAAAUGCUUUGCCUCCUGUUGCUUGGACUGUGCGUGAGUGAAAACCCAGAAGAAGAUGGCAGGUGAUCUGGUUACAAUGGAAUCACAGGAAUCAGUGACCUUCGAGGAUGUAGCUGUAGACUUUACUCAAGAAGAGUGGGCCCUAUUGAACUCAUCCCAGAGAAAACUCUUCAGAGAUGUGAUGCUAGAGAAUAUUAGUCAUCUGGUCUCAAUUGGCAAUCAACUCCACAAAUCAGAUGUGAUUUCCCAUGCGGAACAAGAAGAGCAACUUUCAAGAGAAGGGUUAGGUUUUCUGCAAGGCCACAGUCCAGUCAUUUCAGGUAGAGAAGAUGAUCUGAAAAAACAAGAAAUGAUAUCCAUGCAACAUAUCUGCAAGAAGGACACAUCUUUAAUCUGUGCAAUGAGAUCUCACACUCAAGAGGAUCCUGUGCAAUGCAAAGAUUUCAGAGAAAAAUUUACUGAAAUCUUAACAUUGACUCAAUAUGUGAUACCUCAAGUGGGAAAGAAACCCUGUAUCAGUGAAGAUUUUGGAAAAGCUAUCAGUUACUUGUCAUCCUUUAAUCUACAUAAGCAAAUUCAUGCUAGAAGUAAAUCCCAUGACCGUCAUCAACAUAGGAAUACGUUUAUUCAAAGUCCUGCCCUGAGAGAACACCACAGUACUCAAACUGGUGAGAAAACAUUUGAAUGUCAUGUAUGUAGAAAAGCCUUUGGUAAAAGUUCUAACCUUAGACGACAUGAGAUGAUUCACACUGGAGUGAAACCACAUGGAUGUCAUCUUUGUGGGAAAUCCUUCACUCAUUGUUCUGACCUUAGAAAACAUGAGAGAAUUCACACUGGAGAGAAAUUAUAUGGAUGUCAUCUGUGUGGGAAAGCUUUCAGUAAAAGUUAUAACCUUAGGCGACAUGAGAUGAUUCACACUAGAGAGAAACCAAGUGAAUGUCAUCUAUGUGGGAAGGCCUUCGCUCAUUGUUCUGACCUUAGAAAACACGAGAGAACUCACUUUGGAGAGAAACCCUAUGGGUGCAAUCUAUGUGGUAAAACAUUCAGUAAAACUUCUUACCUUAGACAACAUGAGAGGACUCACAAUGGAGAGAAACCAUAUGAAUGUCAUCUAUGUGGGAAAGCCUUCACUCACUGCUCUCACCUUAGAAAACAUGAGAGAACUCAUACGGGGGAGAAACCAUACGAAUGUCAUGUAUGUGGAAAAGCCUUCACUGAAUCAUCUGUUCUUAGACGACAUGAGAGAACUCACACUGGAGAGAAACCAUAUGAAUGUCAUCUAUGUUGGAAAGCCUUCACUGAUUCUUCUGUCCUUAAGCGACAUGAGAGAACUCACACUGGAGAAAAACCGUAUGAAUGUCAGCUGUGUGGGAAAGCCUUCAAUCACUCUUCUGUCCUUAGACGACAUGAAAGAACUCACACUGGUGAGAAGCCGUAUGAAUGCAAUAUAUGUGGUAAAGCCUUCAAUAGAAGUUAUAACUUUAGAUUGCAUAAGAGAAUUCACACUGGAGAGAAACCAUAUAAAUGUUAUAUAUGUGGGAAAGCCUUCAGUAAAUAUUUUAACCUUAGACAACACGAGAGAACUCACACGAUAAAGGUAAUAAAUGUGGAAGAGUCACCACCCAGAGCUUCAAACUAUAAACACUCUUAAGGAAGGAACACUAUGUUUAUAUUCAAUGUAUAAGAGCCUUUAUUCAUCCUUAUCACUUCACUCAAUUAAAGUUACUUCAAAGUUGGUAGAAUCCAUAUGUUUGUCACUAUAUAACAAAACCUUUGGCAGUAGACUCACCUGGAAGAAGUGAAACUAUAAAUGAAUGUGGAAGAAUCUUCAUCCACAACUGUAAAUGUUAAACUAAAUGGGUAAAUCACAUGUCAGAGAAAUUCUAUGUCUGCAGUCAGUGUAGAAA